CGGCGCCGGCUCCGCGAGCCCAGCGGCGCGUACAGCCUGCGGCCGCGCCGACGAUGCGGGGCCGCCCCGCGCCCGCCCCAGUCCCGGCCCCGGCCCCCGCGGGAAGUGGCUGAGCCACCGCCGCCCGGAUGGCGAGCCUCGCCGCGCUCGCCCUCAGCCUGCUCCUGCGGUUGCAGCUGCCGCCGCUACCCGGCGCCCGGGCGCAGAGCGCCGCAGGUGGCUGUUCCUUUGAUGACCACUACAGCAACUGUGGUUACAGCGUGGCCCUGGGGACCAAUGGGUUUACCUGGGAGCAGAUUAACACGUGGGAGAAACCAAUGUUGGACCCAGCGGUGCCUACAGGAUCCUUCAUGAUGGUGAACAGCUCUGGGAGGGCCUCUGGCCAGAAGGCGCACCUUCUCCUGCCGACCCUGAAGGAGAAUGACACCCACUGCAUCGAUUUCCAUUACUACUUCUCCAGCCGCGACAGGUCCAGCCCGGGGGCCUUGAAUGUCUAUGUGAAGGUGAACGGUGGGCCCCAGGGGAACCCUGUCUGGAACGUGUCUGGGGUCGUCACUGAGGGCUGGGUGAAGACAGAGCUUGCCAUCAGCACCUUCUGGCCACAUUUCUACCAGGUGAUAUUUGAAUCCGUCUCUCUGAAGGGUCAUCCUGGCUACAUCGCUGUGGACGAGGUCCGGGUCCUUGCCCAUCCAUGCAGAAAAGCACCCCAUUUUCUGCGGCUCCAAAAUGUCGAGGUGAACGUGGGGCAGAAUGCCACCUUUCAGUGCAUUGCUGGUGGAAAGUGGUCUCAGCAUGACAAACUUUGGCUCCAGCAAUGGAAUGGCAGGGACACGGCCCUCAUGGUCACCCGCGUGGUCAACCACAGGCGCUUCUCGGCGACAGUCAGUGUGGCGGACACUACCCAGCGGAGUGUGAGCAAGUACCGCUGUGUGAUCCGCUCUGAUGGUGGCUCUGGUGUGUCCAACUACGCUGAGCUGAUUGUGAAAGAGCCUCCCACACCCAUCGCCCCCCCAGAGCUGCUGGCCGUGGGGGCCACAUACUUGUGGAUCAAGCCGAAUGCCAACUCCAUCAUUGGAGACGGCCCCAUCAUCCUGAAGGAGGUGGAGUACCGCACCACCACCGGCACCUGGGCAGAGACCCACAUCGUCGACUCUCCCAACUAUAAGCUGUGGCACCUGGACCCCGAUGUGGAGUAUGAGAUCCGGGUACUGCUCACGCGACCAGGGGAAGGGGGCACGGGACCACCAGGGCCUCCCCUCACCACCAGAACCAAGUGUGCAGACCCGGUGCACGGCCCGCAAAACGUGGAGAUCGUGGACAUCCGAGCCCGGCAGCUGACGCUGCAGUGGGAGCCCUUCGGCUACGCGGUGACCCGCUGCCACAGCUACAACCUCACGGUGCAGUACCAGUAUGUGUUCAACCAGCAGCAGUACGAGGCCGAAGAGCUCAUUCAGACCUCCUCCCACUACACCCUGCGGGGCCUGCGCCCCUUCAUGACCAUCCGGCUGCGGCUGCUGCUGUCCAACCCCGAGGGCCGGAUGGAGAGUGAGCAGCUGGUGGUGCAGACGGAGGAGGAUGUUCCAGGAGCUGUUCCUCUAGAGUCCAUCCAAGGGGGUCCCUUUGAGGAGAAGAUCUACAUCCAGUGGAAACCUCCCAAUGAGACCAACGGGGUCAUCACGCUGUAUGAGAUCAACUACAAGGCCGUGGGCUCAUUGGACCCGAGUGCCGACCUCUCCAGCCAGAGGGGCAAAGUGUUCAAGCUUCGGAAUGAAACCCACCACCUCUUUGUGGGUCUGUACCCCGGGACCACCUACUCCUUCACCAUCAAGGCCAGCACAGCAAAGGGCUUUGGGCCCCCUGUUACCACCAGGAUCGCCACCAAAAUUUCAGCUCCAUCGAUGCCUGAAUAUGACACAGACACCCCACUGAAUGAAACAGACACGACCAUCACAGUGAUGCUGAAGCCCGCUCAGUCUCGGGGAGCCCCUGUCAGUGUUUAUCAGCUGGUUGUCAAGGAGGAGCGACUUCAGAAGUCACGGAGGGCAGCUGACAUCAUUGAGUGCUUUUCGGUGCCGGUGAGCUAUAGGAAUGCCUCCAGCCUCGAUUCUCUACACUACUUUGCUGCUGAGUUGAAGCCUGCCAACCUGCCUGUCACCCAGCCAUUUACAGUGGGUGACAACAAGACAUACAAUGGCUACUGGAACCCACCUCUUUCCCCUCUGAAAAGCUACAGCAUCUACUUCCAGGCACUCAGCAAAGCAAAUGGAGAGACCAAAAUCAACUGUGUUCGUCUGGCUACGAAAGGUGCCUCCACUCAGAAUUCCAACACCGUGGAGCCCGAGAAGCAGGUGGACAACACUGUGAAGAUGGCCGGCGUGGUCGCCGGCCUCCUCAUGUUCAUCAUCAUUCUCCUGGGCGUGAUGCUCACCAUCAAAAGACGAAGAAAUGCUUAUUCCUACUCCUAUUACUUGAAGCUGGCCAAGAAGCAGAAGGAGACACAGAGUGGAGCACAGAGGGAGAUGGGGCCCGUGGCCUCGGCCGACAAACCCACCACCAAGCUCAGCACCGGCCGCAACGACGAAGGCUUCUCUAGCUCACAGGACGUUAAUGGAUUCACAGAUGGCAGCCGUGGGGAGCUGUCCCAGCCCACCCUCACGAUCCAGACUCACCCCUACCGGGCCUGUGACCCCGUGGAGAUGAGCUAUCCCCGGGACCAGUUCCAGCCCGCCAUCCGGGUGGCUGACCUGCUCCAGCACAUCACUCAGAUGAAGAGAGGCCAGGGCUACGGGUUCAAGGAGGAAUAUGAGGCCUUACCGGAGGGGCAGACAGCCUCGUGGGACACAGCCAAAGAGGAUGAAAACCGCAACAAGAAUCGAUACGGCAACAUCAUAUCCUAUGACCAUUCUCGAGUGAGGCUGCUGGUGCUGGAUGGAGACCCACACUCCGACUACAUCAACGCCAACUACAUUGAUGGGUACCAUCGGCCUCGGCACUACAUUGCUACUCAAGGUCCCAUGCAGGAGACCGUAAAGGACUUCUGGAGGAUGAUCUGGCAGGAGAACUCGGCCAGCAUCGUCAUGGUCACAAACCUCGUGGAAGUGGGCAGGGUGAAGUGUGUGCGAUACUGGCCGGAUGACAUGGAGGUCUACGGAGACAUUAAAGUCACCCUGAUCGAAACAGAGCCCCUGGCGGAGUAUAUCAUCCGCACCUUCACAGUCCAGAAGAAAGGCUACCAUGAGAUCCGGGAGCUCCGCCUCUUCCACUUCACCAGCUGGCCCGACCACGGCGUCCCCUGCUAUGCCACCGGCCUCCUCGGCUUUGUCCGCCAGGUCAAGUUCCUCAAUCCCCCAGAAGCUGGGCCCAUAGUGGUCCACUGCAGUGCUGGUGCCGGGAGGACUGGCUGCUUCAUCGCCAUCGACACCAUGCUUGACAUGGCCGAGAAUGAAGGCGUGGUGGACAUCUUCAACUGCGUGCGUGAGCUCCGGGCCCAGAGGGUCAACCUGGUGCAGACGGAGGAGCAGUAUGUGUUUGUGCACGACGCCAUCCUGGAAGCGUGUCUCUGCGGCAACACGGCCAUCCCGGUAUGCGAGUUCCGCUCUCUCUACUACAAUAUCAGCAGGCUGGACCCCCAGACCAACUCCAGCCAAAUCAAAGACGAAUUUCAGACCCUCAACAUCGUGACUCCUCGCGUCCGGCCUGAGGACUGCAGCAUCGGUCUCCUGCCACGGAACCAUGAUAAGAAUCGGAGCAUGGAUGUCCUGCCUCUGGACCGCUGCCUGCCCUUCCUCAUCUCGGUGGAUGGAGAAUCGAGCAACUACAUCAAUGCGGCACUGAUGGAUAGCCACAAGCAGCCUGCCGCGUUCGUGGUCACACAACACCCUCUACCCAACACCGUGGCGGACUUCUGGAGGCUGGUGUUCGAUUAUAACUGCUCCUCUGUGGUGAUGCUGAAUGAGCUGGACACUGCCCAGCUCUGUAUGCAGUACUGGCCUGAGAAGACCUCGGGGUGCUACGGGCCCAUCCAGGUGGAAUUCGUCUCCGCAGACAUCGAUGAGGACAUCAUCCACAGAAUAUUCCGCAUCUGUAACAUGGCUCGGCCACAGGAUGGAUAUCGUAUAGUCCAGCACCUCCAGUACAUUGGCUGGCCUGCCUACCGGGACACACCCCCCUCCAAGCGCUCUCUGCUCAAAGUGGUCCGACGGCUGGAGAAGUGGCAGGAGCAGUACGAUGGGAGGGAGGGACGCACUGUGGUCCACUGCCUAAAUGGGGGAGGCCGCAGCGGAACCUUCUGUGCUGUCUGCAGCGUGUGUGAGAUGAUCCAGCAGCAAAACAUCAUCGAUGUGUUCCACAUCGUGAAAACAUUACGUAACAACAAGUCCAACAUGGUGGAGACCCUGGAACAGUAUAAAUUUGUAUACGAGGUGGCACUGGAAUAUUUAAGCUCCUUUUAGCCCAAUGGCGUGGAGAACCUGCCGGAGUCCAGAGGCUGCUGCAGCCAACCCCCUUUUCUGUGAACGGCAGCAACUGGGCUCAGGGGCUAAGCGGUGGCGCCCUGCCCAACUCCAGGAGAAGACUGGUGGGCCUGUGGUCCACGGUGGGCUCUGUACCUUCGGAGGAGUCUCCAGUUGCUGUGGAGGACGCCGCCCUGAAAGGCCCAGGCUUCUUUUCCAACCUCAGGCACGGGCCCAUACAGAAGUGCACCUGUAUAGCAAGGCCCGGAUUUUUCAGUGCCCAGACCUCUUCCUUUUGCUCUUUUCAGGUUUGUGAAUCUCGAGGCAAGCUGACUGUGUGGGUAUAGGGGAGUGACAGGCCUGGCAGCACGUCCUCUGCCCUCCGUCCUCUGGGCGGUGGGGGGAUGUGUGCUUUCCUCCUCCACGGGGUCGUGAAUAUGACCGGGCUCUGCUGCCGUCUCCUUCAGGGACCUCUGGAUCACUGGGACUUCAGGAUGCUCCCGAGACCACAGCAGAGGCCCCCAUCCUCCCAACUAACCUGCAUGGGGCUUGGCCCACCACCAUUGUGUACUCGUCCCCCAGCCCAGGCCUUGACCUUCUGUCGUUCACUGGCCAGUCCGCCGUGUCCGCGGCAGUCCUGGACAAAGGUCUGCUUUGCGUUUCUGUGGUCAGUGCGGUGGGGCAGAACUGCAGGGGACUUUGCUGCUGCUCCUUGUGUCUGUGAAGAAGGACUGCCUCCCUGGGGCACGGCUCUGGCUGACCCUGUGUGUCUUGGGCGGUGGCUCCUUUGGGAGGGGUGAACAAGUUAAGAUUUGAUGAUUUUCCAAAGUGUACGUGUAAAGAAACUUUCUUUUGGAGGGUGUAAAAUCUUCCUUAGUCUCAUAUCAAAAAAAGGUGGGAGGGACGUUUGGUUGUGUAGCUAUAAGACAAAUCUCUGGGGCCUGUUAUCUCUCCUGGAAAUGUCCUCAAAAGGUCCCAGCCAGGGACAGCACAGCCACUGAGCAAGGGAGAGAUAGUCUGAAGGGCUAGUCUGAAGACAGUCCCUUUUGGCCUUUGGGGCAGACAGAGUACCGGCAUAACCUCGGAUCUCCAAAUUUGAACACCUUCCUAGAGAAACUCAGCUGCCAUCUUAGAAAAGAGUCAUCAUGGACCCAGCUAUACUUUGGUUUAAAAUAGGACAAGGGGAUCGGACCUGGGGAACCUAGACUCUUGCCCAAAGUAUGGGUCAGUCAGUGACUGACAGGGGCGCCAGCACUGGCUAAGUAUCUCUCAUAUGCCAGGCUUGGCAACUUCUUGGAACCCACCCCCGCCCUCCCUGAGAGAGCUAUUCACCUGUUAUCCUUAUUUUACAACCGAAGACACUGAGGCGUCUUCCUCAGUCAUGAUGUUCUGGUUUCCAAAAGGCAGGUAAUAGUGAUGAGACUUCUUUGUAACAUUUUCUUCAUCCUUUUCUCAGCCAAGCAAUUAUUAUAUGGACGGAAAAUAAGGCCAGAAAUUUCUGAGCAGCGAACUCCACAAAUGGGAAUUUAAUUCUUUCCUAUGCCAAUUUUUCUGGGAAGCUCAGAAUUUCAGAUAUAUUUCAGCAGCUCAUUCCCAGCUCCCCAGGAAAGCUAGUCCCAUCUCCUCUCUUAGCCAGUGAAAACAAUUCCCUGUGCCCUCAGGCGGUGAGGUCUGCCAGCCAGGGACACUCUACCUUGGUCUCUAGCUGGUGCUUUGGUACAGUACCUGGCAGCUCCCCGGGUGGCCUGGGAUCCAGGAAGCUUCAUCUUGAAGGCUGGUCUAGCUCCAGAGCGGCCAUGAGAAGCAUAGAAUUCAAUAAGGCACAGUGUUCUCCCUAAAGAACUUACUGUAUCCUGGGAAAACUGAACCACAGCGCAAAGUGUUACACGAGCCUCACAGCAAGAGAGAUUCAGCGUAGAGCUUUCUAGAGGAGGUGACAUCCAUUCCACUGGGUAGAAAAAGGAAGAAAAGGAAACUCAGGCCAAGGUAUCAGCAUAUGCAAAGACAAAGAGGUGUGCAGGAUCCUUGGGGGGGGGGGGGCGGGGGGGGGGUGCGGUGAGAUGGCAGAUCAGCUCAACUAGAGCAGAACAUGGCAGGAGGACAGCCAGGGUCAGGGGGCAAAUGCUCCACCAGCAGGGCAGACUUGGCCCCUGCGGGCAAGCAGGACGCAGUGGAGCUUUGAGUGAUGCGCUCAGCUCAGUGCUAGAGGAGGCUCCCUCUGGGGCCAGUGGGGCUGCCUCUUUCCUUUCAUCAGACACUGUGAAAAUGGUCCCUUAAGCGUAUACUUUUUAAUAUCACAUCUAUUUGUCUGUCUGCUCAUUAUUUUGUUGCUGGAUCAGGAGACGCAGCUUCUGUGAGAAACUCAGGGUCUCUGCUCUGCCACGAAGCAGGGUGACCAAGCCAGACCCCUGGGCCCAUGAGGACGGGACAUGGAAGGAGCCCACAGAAGCUGUUGCCGUCAGCAUGGGCUCUGGAACUGUCUGGAAGUCCAGGGACACCAGACUCGAUCAAGGAAGGGCUGUCACUUCGGAGGUUCAAAAGGAAGCAUCUCAAAGCAAAAGAAGGCGGAGGAGCCCCACCAUGAACUUGCUCUUCCCCUUUCAUGGUCCCUUUUCCUGGUCCCCAGGCCCUGGCCCCCUGCUGGCCUCCCCUGGCUCUAGUCUCGGCCUUCAAGGAGCCUGUGACAUAGCAGAUCAGCCAGCUAUAUGCUCCUCUCUCAGAUCUGGGCUCAUCCGUACAGAAUGGGGGCUGGGAGAGGGUUGUGCUCUCUAACAAACACAAAGAAACCCUAGGAUUUACUCUGCUCAGGAGGGGGCAGAAUAGCUGGCAGAUGAAAAUGACAGUGGCGUCUAUCAUUUCAGAUGGUAGGAAUUUAGAGUGUGACUUUGGGGAGAAGGAAUUUAGAAUGAAAACUCGGGCCGUGCUGGGUAACCCAACAAGGGCCAGUGAUGGUUCCCCCAGCUCAGCACCCCUGGCCCCCGUCACUUCCUCACAACCCAACCGCCCUCCGGAGGAUGCAGGGCAGUGAACAGUCUCCGGCCAGUUUACACUGGAAGACACUGAGGCUCGCGGAUGGGGAUGCUUCCCCCAAGAUCCCACGUGGCAAGAAUGCGGCAGGACGUGGAUGAGACGGGGCGCCUGUGCCCGGGAAUUUGGACUUGAUCCCAGGAAAGCUCAUGGGCAAACAGCACCUCCCCCGGGGUACUCUACACUUACGGGGCAGGCUCACCGUUCACGACGCAGAGGGAAGUGGAACUCAUGGUCUCUGGGUCUCCAUGACGGGGGCCAGCCUCCUGUCUCUGGGCUGCCCAAGAGAGUCCCCUCACUUAGCACAAAGCCUCAUGGCUCUCACCUCCUAGACGUGGACCCUGUUUGGAGGAGAGGCAAGGAAUUAACGAGAAGCCAGGUACUGUCCCCACCUGACUGCACGUCUGGCCUAGACAUCUUCGGGAUGUAUCCUAGCUGCAUCCUAACACGUCGUCCUCUCCUCCUUUCUGGUACGAAGGUCCUGGGGCCGGGGGGCUCUGAGCCUCUAGAUGGCUACAGCACGCCUCCCGUUGUGGGAGCAGAAGGGGUCAGAUUGCUUUUACACUGUCUCUGGAUGUAGCCCGGGCAGUGGCCUGCCUGCCAGAUGUCAGCCUUCCCGUGCAAGCAGCAGACCCUGUGCUGGAGACUGUAAACGUGAGCUCACCGAAUUCUUCCAGCGUUCCUAAGAAGUGCUUCUAAUUGUCACCAUUUUAUACAUGAGGAGACUGAGGUUCAGAGGAGUGAAGUCGUUGGCCCACAGUUCCACCACAGCUAGUAAAGGAGGGAGCCAGGAUUUAAACUGGUUCUUUUGACUUCAAAGACAAUAUUUUCCCAUGUCUCAGAUUUUCCCAUGGUGGGGGGGCUACCCAUAGCAGCAAAGACUAGAGUGAAACAGGCCCAAUGGAUCUUGUAAAGCCCAAAGCAGACAAUGGUCAGCUUAAAAUUCCUUCAGUUUCAUGUCUAGCAAUUCACAUAAUAUUUGCAUUCUUCUCUAAUUUAGCCUGAUUUGUUUUCAUAGAAGUGCAUAAAUAUUUUUUUAACCACAUGUGCUCUGGUCCCUCAUGUGGCUUUGAUCCCUUCAACUCACUACGAUGGACCCUAGGGAAUUACAGCCCAGUCUAGGAGGCACAAUGCCUGGCCAUGCUGCUUCCUCCUGCGGCCAAUUCUAGACUCAAGUGCAGCCCACCUUCCCCUUAGCAGAUCCUAUGGUAUGGGGGUACCCUGACCUCACUGUUCAUGGGUUGAUCUCAACUCAAGUCUUCUUAAGUUGGAUACUGGAAAAAAGCCAUUGAAAUCUACUAGAAUUACAAGGACAUGCCCAUCUGGAGUGGCGACGGCUGAGCGCAUAAAACCCUAAAGGGAAAGGAGGUGAUGAACACAGCCUUACUCAGCAGAUUGCUGAAUGCUGGGGCCUCUACAAGGUGGUGCCCUUAGUCUAGGUAGAGUCAUACGGUUGCUAAUGUGGGCCAAUCUGAGGACACUUCACGUGAGGGGCUGGGGGCUGGAAGCCUCGUCACUUUACUGCAACCCCACAUACUCACUGGGUUCUUACAACACGCAGGGCCCUGGGGGGGCUGCCAUCAGGAAGCUCAGUUUACUAUGGCACAGCCCAUCCCUUGCUGAGACAUGGGGUUGUGAUAGGAAGGACUCAGUCUUUGGUUCUAAUUCAGCCCAGCCAUUUCUUGGCUGUAGAAUGUUGGGCCAACCAACCAAUUAGUGGGAAAAGAUGUAGAAAGAGGAGCCUCGGCCAGGUAGAAGGGGUAAGUAGAUCUGGAGAGCUUUGGGUAGGAAAACAGGAAGGCAAAGCCAAGUUAGGACCCGAUAGGACUCCUCAGAACCAAGGUUGCAUACAGUCUGCUGGGCAAAGUGGUCACUUCUGUGACACAGUAGGAUGGGGGAUGGAGAGGGACUGGCCAGAACCACCUGGAACAAAGGUGCUGCUUUAGAAUGCGUCUCAGUAUCUUGGAGAAAAGAUGAUAAUCUUUCCCUCUGACCAAUCAUGUUUAUCCAUCAUCGGUUCCCCGUUGGAAGCUAGCUCCUGGUGUGUAGCCUCACCAUGCUCCACGUUUCCUCAGUUCUGGUGUGAAUUCCUGGUGUGUGUCCUCACUGCGGUCCACACAGUUGUGGUGUGAAUCCCUGUUGUGUGCACAGAGGUGUUCAGUCUAGCAAGGAUGCUGCAGACAGAAGUGAGGCCCAGGGAGGAGCAAACAGAUGCUCAUCAUGUCAUCUUUGCAGGAGUAACUGCCCAGCCCAGAUCCAGGGACACUGAAGGAGAGGGCAGCUCCCCUGUACCUCACAGGGGAUGAAGAAAACCCCCUUCACUUAGCCUGCAUCUGGCCUCUCCUGGGCUGGACAGAGAGGCCAUCAGCACCAAGUUGAGUCAGGAGUAAUGCCAUGGAAAAAACGGGUGAGCCUGUCGGUAAGAUGACCACGAUGCUAAUUCUAAACCAUAAGGCCAACACAUUGUGCUGGGCCGGGAUCCUGGGGGACAGGUGGUCAACCCAAGCUGCAGGGCAGAAGAUGAGACAUGAGUCACAUGGUGGCCAUGCAUCUCCAAGCCCUGACUUGCCUUCCCCGUCAUCUAACUAGUCUGAGCUCCUUCUCAGCCCAUGAUGCCAGCUUCAAAUCACAGCCAAAUAAAACAGGGAAAUAAGUAAUGUGAACCCAGCAUAGAGGGAACCAGCUGAGACUCAGCCUUGUUCCUAUAUCCCCAUGCAAGGGUUCCGUGUUGGAGGUUUUCAACAGAGACGUGCCUAGCAGUGAUAAAAUGCAAGGCCUUGGCUUCCAUCUAACCAGGAUCCGCCUUUGAGGUCAUACACUGAACAGCAAGGAGAGAAGUCAGUGGCAGAGAGUGGUGGAGGCUCCAGUUUUCCAGAGUCAUGGGUAUGAUCCUCAGAAGCACAGAGAGAUGUCUAAGCCAUACUUAUGCACGUGAACAGACUCUCUUCUGGUUUACUGGUAGCCAGACAUAGACUUUUGCGUCACACUGGCUGGCUGUACAACACUCUUGUAGGUACCAAGACCAUCUCUUGCAUCCCUCCUGCCUGCCUCCAGAAGAGGUGGAAAAGGGUCAUCAAAGAGGCCACAUUCACCCCCUCAAGUCCACCCAAGAAUGUUAGGUCCCAAGAGGCGGGGUCAGCACCCAUAACGGUAGACCCCAGGCUUAGCAUCCUAGUUAUGCUAAGAGGUUGGGCUAGUCACUGCCAUUGACACAAAGAUGUAGGACUCAGCAUGGGCAUACUAUAGAGUAAAGCUGCUGAGGCAGGGUUACCAUGGAGCUUCCGUAGGUGUCUGAGAGCCGCUCUGAGCAGUGGGAUUUGGACCCUGAUCCCUGGUUGAAAUGUUCAGAGAAUGAGGGUCUGUGGUCCUUAGAGUGUUGGUCAGGAAGGUAUUGGUACGAAAGCCUGGAGCUCAGGGUAAUUAUUAUACUUUAUGGUUCCUUGGUGAGUGGGAUGCUUAGAUUUGGGAGAGGAAAGGGAUUACGAAGCAACCUGCCAAAACCGCAAAGUUGAGUUCCUGUACACAUACUUCUGUGCCUUUGGGCUUAUGAAUACAAAGCAGUGGACCCCCUUCGUGAUGGUCCAACAAACUCUCAGUGCCCACCGUGCACCUGUCUCUCCCAUGGAAGAUUAAUGAUGUAGGCUGUUCUUUGGACCAAAGCCUCCAGGGCAGUCUGGAGGCUCAGAGGGCCAAGGGGUGACAUCCCAGGUCAGAUCAGACUUCUGAAGAGUUACGCAGAAUACCAGUGCCCAUAUCCUCCAUAGGCCUGCAGAUCGUUAGAUAAAUUAAAGUACAGUUUGCUAGUCCCGGAUCACUCCUAUGAGCGGAACGAGGACCAAUGGGUGAAACGUCAUAGCUGUAAGAGAGAACUUGCUAUCUGCCAGAGAUGAGUUCUGUCUCAGCAGCUGUUCAGCAAGAGCCAGGCAUCUCUUUAAAGGGAAGAACGAGCUUUGCUGAGAGGGCCUUUAAGUUUCUUCCACCCUAGAUGAAUGUAUUACGGAGCCGGGACCUUGUCUGAACGCCUUCCUUCCUGCAGAGCACAGAGCCGAGCAGGUUGGGCUUGGUGUGUGCUGGUUGAAGCCCCUACUCUCCUGCUGCCCCAGCACCACGCAGGCUAAGAUGCUGCUCUAGCCACGCAUCAAAGGCUCAUGCAGGCUGGUUAUCACCAAACAGCCCAGAGAGAGCAGCUGCUUUGCCACAGAACCCAGGCCCACCAAGAUCUGUGAUGAGACCAGUCAUAAUUUCGAUCCGCUGGCCAACAGGGCCAUCAGUGACCGCCGGAAUCAGUAAAGGUCCAAGUAGGACCCAGAGUGGGGUUUUGCUUCCCAUACACAUUAACUCCAGAGGCGAAUUCUACCCCUCCCCUCCGCAGUCGAGGCCUGUUAGAGCAAAUUGCAAAAGCACAAGCACAGUGACUCGGUUGACAUGUGAUCAUAGUCAUCCCCGGUACAUCCGUUUCAUUGCCAGGUAGAUCCUGAACUCGCCCAGGCUAAUCCAGGCUCACCCAUAUUGGCAAUCAGACUCAAAAGCACUUUCCUACCUUCUCUUUCCACCCUACAUCUUACCAGCCAAUGAAAGGCAAAGAGUUGGGGUUUCUACCAUUGCCUUGGCCACUGGACACCAUCAUAGCCGCAUAAGGGCCAUCACGGGGUUCCCAUCAACUCCAGGGAGACUGACAUUUUCACGUCCACUGGGCAUAUGAUACUGCACGAGACCAAAGUCUCCACACUGUUAGCAGCCUCCUCCACGAGUCCCAAUGGCCUGCACUUGUACAGUUUGGGUGUUUGAUACAUAAGGCACGUAUGAGAAGAGAAAACAAAAUAAAUCAACUUUUUAAAAAAGCCAGCACUGUGCUGUCAAUGUUCUUUUUUUUUUUUUUUUUCCUUUCCAAUUCUAGCUUCAAAAAGCAGAAGGUAAAUAAUGUCAGGUCAAUGAAUAUCAGAUAUAUUUUUUGACUGUACAUUACAGUGAAGUGUAAUCUUUUUACACCUGCAAGUCCAUCUUAUUUAUUCUUGUAAAUGUUCCCUGACAAUGUUUGUAAUAUGGCUGUGUUAAAAAUCUAUACAAUAAAGCUGUGACCCUGAGA
Aethalodelphis obliquidens (Pacific white-sided dolphin) is the source of this 12564-nucleotide messenger RNA. RefSeq names its product protein tyrosine phosphatase receptor type T (gene PTPRT). Gene Ontology annotation, biological process: protein dephosphorylation. Gene Ontology annotation, cellular component: membrane. Lineage: Eukaryota; Metazoa; Chordata; Mammalia; Artiodactyla; Delphinidae. The transcript has 31 exons. The record is from RefSeq and is a predicted model, not a curated record. Bases 129 to 4451 code for a protein of 1440 amino acids. Gene Ontology annotation, molecular function: protein tyrosine phosphatase activity; protein binding.